CGCUCUGUGAUUGGCUGCGCGGCGAGAGCUCUGAAGGCGCAGUUGGGGUGUAGGCGCGGAGGUCGUGGCCGAGGCGUUUUAUACUUCUCCCUUUACAGCUCCGUUUGCUCGGCUGCCGCGUUGCACUUUGAGACGCAACAACGAUGGCAACGGCCGGCAUGGAGAUCAGCAAGGAGAACCUGCUGGCGGCAGAGACGGCGCGGCUGGAGGAGCAGCUGCAGCGCUGGGGGGAUGUGCUGGUGGCGGCAGAGCGCGCCCUGCGCUGGGAGAAGCCCGUCUACCCCGUGGCCAUCGCCGGGGCCGUCUCCCUGCUUUUCCUGGUGAUUUACUGGCUGGAUCCAUCGCUCCUCACUGGGGUCUCCACCUUUGUGAUGACGCUGUGCGUUGUGGAUUUCUUGCUGCCCACCCUCACCUCCAAGUUCCUCAGCCCAAACCAUUGGACCACAGACAAGCAGCAGCACUUCAAUGAUGUGUGCAAGCAGCUGGCAAACCUGCGACGUAGGCUGUAUGGCUGGGGACUCCGGCUGCAAGACCUGCGCGAAGAGAAGCCUCUCGUGUACCUGGCCACUGUGACCGUGGGCCUGCUUGUUUUGGCGUGGAUCGGGGAGCAAUUCCAUAAUCUACUCCUGACCUACAUGCUGGUCAUGUCCUUGCUGCUGCUGCCUGGCCUUAACCGCCACGGCGUGCUUAGCAAGUACGUGGGCAUGGCACGUGACAGGAUAAACACACUGCUGAAACGCAAGGAUGCCAAGCGUGAGUAAAGAAUACCGGCCAAGGACUCCUGCCCAGCCUCCCCCACGCAGCUUCUGCAGCUUAUUUUCAUGUUAAGCCAUUAUCAACAUUCAUCCCCAGUCAUCGCCACGCGUAACAUUCGUCAAGAAACGGGACAUCCCAGUGUCUGAUGAGAAAGCCUUGUGACCCAUAGCUUAGACCUUGCUAGAAAGUUUUUUGAAUGGUGUGUGUGCAGUUUAAUUUGUUUACCAAAGAUGUACGGUGCAUGCUAAUUGUGAGUCGUAAAGUGUAGCACGUGUAACUUUUCAGGUAGGUUUUGGCUGUUUUGUAUUUUCUGUAGCUGGAUUUGCCCUGAGGAAUUGUUUAUCAUCCAACAUUUCAAGGCAGUUGUCACACAACAGAUGGCAUAAAGUCAGACAAAAGCCAUCCAAUCUGAAAUGCAUUGAAUUUACUACUCAGUGCUAAUAUACUGUACGUGGUGAUGUAAUUUAAUUUGCUUUCGCGAGUGUCCAUAUUGCGCACCACUUUUGCAGUGCUGCUCACGCGAUACGAAAUUCUUGAGCUUCUUUUUUAAUCGCACAACAGUUUUACUAUUAAUAUUGCAGAAAUCAAGUGAGCUUGUUAAAUCAUUUAUCAAAAAGCAUGGUUGUUAUAGUUUUUUUUUUAUCAAUCAUUUAUCGCAUCACAUUAAAAGUUUCGUGAAUGUUAAA
Petromyzon marinus (sea lamprey) is the source of this 1442-nucleotide messenger RNA. RefSeq names its product ADP-ribosylation factor-like protein 6-interacting protein 1. NCBI's taxonomy places the organism in Eukaryota, Metazoa, Chordata, Hyperoartia, Petromyzontiformes, Petromyzontidae. Gene Ontology annotation, biological process: cotranslational protein targeting to membrane. The record is from RefSeq and is a predicted model, not a curated record. Gene Ontology annotation, cellular component: Sec61 translocon complex; membrane.